CAGGCAAGACGCCAUCCAGGGGGGGGGGGGGGGGGGGGGGGUGGCGUCUCGCUUCCUGUAGCGCUCACCCCAUCUCGUCUCCUCCCCCCCGUUCCCCCAAACCCACUCGGCCUCCCUCCCCUGGCGGCGGCGACUGGGCGAGCGGCGCCGCCCUUUGCCAGGUCUCCUUCGGGCCCAUCGCCGGCGGCAAGUUCCGACUAGCUCGAUCGGUUCCUUCGAUCUGGCCAUGGUGCCGGCGCAGUUUGUUUCACAGGAUUCUGUGGGGUUCAACUGAACCCGCGAGUGAAGCCUGCCGCCGCGGUACGCAACCACGGGGGACCAUGGCUGCGGCUGCGGGCGCGUCGGAGCCGCCAAUGGUGGAGCAAGUGAUCACCGAGUUCUUCGCCAAGAGCCUCCACAUCAUCCUGGAGUCGAGGUCGCCCUACGAGUCGUCGCGCAACUUCACGCGCCCUUCCCCGCCGUCGUCGCCGCUGUCCGGCAGCCAGCCGCGCGACCGGUGGUUCAACCUCGCCCUCCGGGACUGCCCUGCUGCGCUCGAGAACUUUGACCUGUGGCGGCAGAGCAACAUCGAGCCUCUGGUCAUUGACAUUGUCCUCCUGCAGCGCGACAAUACCAGAACCGCCAGUGCUGGGCCCGGCAGGAUCAUCGAAAGGUGGGUGAUAAAGUAUGAAACUAGCAGGUCUGUCAGCAGCAGUGGUAAUGGUAGCAAGAACGGUGGCAAGAAGUCUAGGAGCAGCUCUGCUCAGGAUCAUAGCCUGUACAGGAGGGCAUACAGUGGCUCAACAGUGUUGUUCCGGUCGCUAUAUCUGGUUGUCAGGCUCUUGCCAGCAUACCAUCUCUUCCAGGAGCUCAGUUCAUCCGGAAGAAUCCGUCCACUCAGCCUCUCACACAAGAUUUUGUCGUUUGUUGAGCCAUUCACCCGCGCAGAGGAUGCAGAGAUGAAACACUAUGCAUUUGCUCCAAUUGAAACUCUGUCUGGUCGCUUGAGCUUGUCAGUUUCAUAUGUGCCAGUGCUGGAGGUAGCAGCAGCACCAGAGCCAACCACACCGAUGGCAACAGAGAUUAUCACGGAUUACGUUGGAAGCCCCACAACAGAUUUUCUGAGGAAGUUUAAUUCCCUACCUUCAGAUGGCAUUGUACCUGCAUCUUUUACCAUGAGCAGGCGGCACAGUUGGAGCACGGAACAUGGAACUGGACCAUCUGCAUCACCAUCACGUAUGCCCACUGAUAAUUCUCCAACAGCAUAUUCACAUCAACUUAACACAUCAUCAUCUGCGAAGAAGAGAGAUGCAGUAAAUGAAGAGUGCUAUCCAUCGCCACCUCUGUCGCCAUCACCAUCCCAUUCACCUUCUAGCUACCCGAGAAAUCCCUUCUUCCGAUAUGAGAGUGCUCCAAUGAGUAUUACCACAGUGAGGGCUGGUGGAGGUGGUAGCAGGCUGCCUCCUUCUCCACAUAGGAAGGAUAAGCAACAGUGCCCAUUUCGAAAUGAAAAUCUAACACGUUCUCCCAAUGAUAGAUCAAUAAUAAUGAAGGAUUUGGUCAGGCUGGGUGAGGUUCAGAAUGAGAAGUCUUUGCAAAAGGUUUUAUCUUUUGGCAAAGAUGAUUUGGUAUAUUUUCGUGGACUAAAGUUGACUCGGACCUCCAGUAAACUUUUCAUCAUGGAUGAACUGGAUGAACGAGAGUUGGUUUUUGCUUGGGAAGAUAAAGACACCAUCAUCGAUCAACUUAGCAGGAUGGAUCUCGAGAGAGAGAACCAUGAAUCGAGUCAGGAAGCUGGAGGCUCGAUAACCAGGUCUCCAGAUGCAGCAAUAGGUAGUCUCAUGCGCAUCCUUAAGAACGCCCCGGGACUCAGGGAAAGGUUACUGACGGCCCCUGGUGCCCCGGUUCCUCGAGAACCUUCUUCACUCCAGAGGGUCAUGACUGAGGAACAUGGCAGGGGUGCAUCAAGCUCUGCAGUGGUGCCUUCCGCUCUGAUGAGGUCAAGAACGGCAGCGGAUGCGCUGGAGGAGCUGAACAGAUACAAGGAGAUUAGGGAAUCGAUACUGAAUCGUGGCAAAGGGAAUCCCCGCGACACCAAGCUUGAGGAGAAACCCGCAGAUGGAGAUCCUUAGCAUACAGUAUGACAGUAUGAUGACGAAAGCUCACUGUAUAUAAAGUAGUAGUAGUAGUAGUAGAAGCUAUCUGACUUUCCUUAAGUAGCUGGUGGCUGCUGAGAUGUUUUUGGAAACGAAGUAGCUGCUAGGGCGUGAGCAACUCUAUAUAUGCAAUAUAUGUAUAAGCUACCACAUAUACAUCCCCAUCCAUCCACCCAUCCAUCCAGGUGCCCUGAGAUGAUGACCCAGUUGCUGGGUUUGUAAAGCUUAUAUGUUUAACUGAAGUGCACGCAUUGAAAUGUGAAAUGCAAUGAAUAUUUUGAACGUUUGGUUCA
This is a messenger RNA of Panicum virgatum (switchgrass), 2428 nucleotides long. Its product is annotated as autophagy-related protein 13b-like. The transcript is spliced from 4 exons. Gene Ontology annotation, biological process: mitophagy; piecemeal microautophagy of the nucleus; protein localization to phagophore assembly site. Gene Ontology annotation, cellular component: Atg1/ULK1 kinase complex; cytosol; extrinsic component of membrane. The coding region runs from base 321 to 2111 and encodes 596 amino acids. Lineage: Eukaryota; Viridiplantae; Streptophyta; Magnoliopsida; Poales; Poaceae. The record is from RefSeq and is a predicted model, not a curated record.